AUGAAUUAGAUUAUUUUGAUAUCAAUAAUUAUUUCAAUUACAUAAGCUUGUUCAUUGAAAUAAUUAAGAUGUGAAGACCUAUUUGACUAGGUUUCUUGUGAAUCAGUUGCAUCUCGAGUUGCUACAUGUUUUUGGAAUACAGAAACUAAUUAAUGUAUAGUAUUGAAAGCAAAUUGCAAUUAUUACAAUAAUAAAGAAGAAUGUAGUAGAUAGUAUGAGUGUGGCUGGAAUGAAACAAAUUGUGAGAAAAAGAUGAUGUAUAUAGAUAACCUUAUUAAUUUAAAGGGAAAAAUAAGAAUUUAAUUGUGAAGAUAUUACAUCUUAUGAAUCAUGUGUUAGAUUAUAUGAUAAUACUAAUUCAUGUACUUGGGAACAUAAUAAAUGUAUAUCAAUAUCUAAAUGCAGUGAGAUUAAUGAUUUUAUGUAAUGUAGAAAUUCAAGACUAAAAGAAAAGUAAUUAUAUAAUAUAUAUUCUGUAGAUGUUAAUUAGUUAUUAAUGGUAAAUCAUCAUCUAUGGAAAAGUAAUAUUUUUAUUAUGGAGAUUUAUUUGAUGAAUAUGAAUGUAGAGCAAAAGAUUGCAAAUAUAAUUUACUUUCAUUAUAAUGUCCAAAUUUUGUUAAUGGAAGAAGAUGUUUCUAAUAUUUUGGUGAAUGUACUUAAUGUUCAUAUUUCACAAAUAAAAAAACUUGUUUAGAACCUAAUUAAUGUACUUGGGAAAAUGGUAAUUGUAGAAACAUAUUGUAUAAUAUUAUCAUAAUAUUUUAGAUGUUCUGAUCUAAAAGGAAAAGAAUAAUGUUAAUCAAAACCAUUUUGUUAAUUUAAUGAUAAGAAUUUAUUAUGUGAAACAAGAAUAGACAACAAAUUAUAUUGUUAUGCUUACGAUAUUUCAUCAGAUCCAAUUAAAUCAAAAAAAAAACUUGAUAUUUGA
Paramecium pentaurelia is the source of this 928-nucleotide messenger RNA. The record is from the annotation of a GenBank genome assembly. NCBI's taxonomy places the organism in Eukaryota, Ciliophora, Oligohymenophorea, Peniculida, Parameciidae.